Molecule: messenger RNA, 2060 nt
Organism: Sorex araneus (European shrew)
Lineage: Eukaryota; Metazoa; Chordata; Mammalia; Eulipotyphla; Soricidae
Gene: CDK5
Product: cyclin dependent kinase 5
Exons: 12
Coding region: 1019-1897 (292 amino acids)
Biological process (GO): protein phosphorylation; axonogenesis; synaptic vesicle transport
Cellular component (GO): cytoplasm; nucleus
Molecular function (GO): cyclin-dependent protein serine/threonine kinase activity; ATP binding
Source: RefSeq, a predicted model, not a curated record
GCAGGCUGGCAACGUUCGGGUAGACGAGAGUCAGUGGACACGUGUUUAGCUACCCACUCCGGCCCGGUGGCUGUUCGGUUCGGGCCGUGCUCGGCUCACGCAGCCCUCAAGAAUGCAAUCAUGAGACAAUUAGAGAGCAGCACGGGAAAAUCUAUAAUCAACUCCCCGAGGGAUGAGGUCAAGGCUGCCGCGAGGGCUGCCCGUCUGCGCCAGGGUCUGCGGAGGGCGGUGACCCACAGCCACGCCCGGGCCAGGCUUGCUCCGGCGGGUCCCGACUUCGGUGCCCGACGUCGGGGGGACCCCGUGUCCCAGCUGGCUUGUCGCAGGGUCUCAGAGCAGUCGUAUAAGGGGGCAACCCCGGACGACGAUCGCGGCCCAGAGGGAGGGGGUCAGUUAAAUAGCCUCUGAUGGGGGCACCCCUGCUCCUCUUCCCGCCCCUGCGGCCGGCUAGCCCGGGUGGUCAUCCUCAGCCAGACCGGGAUGACCCCCAGUCCCUCCUAAUCAUGCCUCGGGUUACCAGGCGGCCUGGAGGGCAGCGGGGAGAGCCCUUCGAGGUUCUGCGGGCCGCCAGAUCAAACCCCGGGGGCGCCCCACCCCGACCCCUGCGGCACUCUGGAACGUGUAACCCGGGAGGCCCUUUGCAAAGUCGGGUGGUGAUCACAGAAGAGAAUAACAAGAGCGGAGCAUCCUGGGAGCCGGGCGCCGCGGGUACGGCCGGAAGGCGGACACGCGGUGCUUCCUGGGACUUGGAGUCCCGGGCUCGCCUCCGUGAUGGAAGCGGAGACCCGGGAUUCGAGCACUGCGGAGAGCCGGGCCGCGGCCUCCUGGGGGUUGUAGUCCUGGUGACUGACGUUCCGGGCCGCUCUUUCUAGGUGCGGCGGUCUUUGGACUACAAGUCCCAGAAGCCCGCGCGCGACCAGGAGGGCGGGCAGGGCUGGGGACUGGGGUACCGCCUCCUCUGCAACGCCGUGGCCAGUCUUAGAACCGAGGGCCCGCAGGGGUCCCCGCGGCCGCCGCGAUGCAGAAAUACGAAAAACUGGAGAAGAUUGGGGAAGGCACCUACGGAACAGUGUUCAAAGCCAAAAACCGGGAGACGCAUGAGAUUGUGGCUCUGAAACGGGUGCGGCUGGACGACGAUGACGAGGGGGUACCGAGUUCCGCCCUCCGGGAGAUCUGCCUCCUCAAAGAGCUCAAGCACAAGAACAUCGUCAGGCUCCAUGACGUCCUGCAUAGCGACAAGAAGCUGACGCUGGUGUUUGAGUUCUGCGACCAGGACCUAAAGAAGUAUUUUGACAGCUGCAAUGGUGACCUAGAUCCAGAAAUCGUGAAGUCCUUCCUCUUCCAGCUGCUCAAGGGCCUGGGAUUCUGCCACAGCCGCAACGUGCUGCACCGGGACCUGAAGCCCCAGAACCUGCUCAUCAACAGGAAUGGGGAGCUCAAGCUGGCAGACUUCGGCCUGGCACGAGCCUUUGGCAUCCCCGUGCGCUGUUACUCUGCCGAGGUGGUCACACUGUGGUACCGCCCGCCGGAUGUCCUCUUCGGGGCCAAGCUGUACUCCACGUCCAUCGACAUGUGGUCAGCCGGCUGCAUCUUCGCAGAGCUGGCCAAUGCGGGACGGCCCCUCUUCCCAGGCAACGACGUGGAUGACCAGCUGAAGCGGAUCUUCCGGCUGUUGGGCACCCCUACAGAGGAGCAGUGGCCCGCCAUGACCAAGCUGCCCGACUAUAAGCCCUACCCCAUGUACCCGGCCACGGCGUCGCUGGUGAACGUCGUCCCCAAGCUCAAUGCCACAGGCAGGGACCUGCUGCAGAACCUUCUCAAGUGCAACCCGGUGCAGCGCAUCUCGGCAGAGGAGGCCCUGCAGCACCCCUACUUCUCCGACUUCUGCCCGCCCUAGGCGCGGGCCCGGGCUGCCAGGCUGGGGCCUGGUCUCUCGCCGCCCCCAGGAGGGCAGGGUUCGAGCCCCAGCUGUGCUGGGCGGGGGGGCUGGGGGGGCCGCGCAGGCCCUUCACUCCCUCCAUGGAUUUUAUUGAAUUUCAUAAAUUGGCUCCUUUCCCAGA